Thermochaetoides thermophila DSM 1495 is the source of this 423-nucleotide messenger RNA. RefSeq lists its product as uncharacterized. Lineage: Eukaryota; Fungi; Ascomycota; Sordariomycetes; Sordariales; Chaetomiaceae. The transcript is spliced from 2 exons. The coding region runs from base 1 to 423 and encodes 140 amino acids. The record is from RefSeq and is a predicted model, not a curated record. Gene Ontology annotation, biological process: protein import into mitochondrial matrix. Gene Ontology annotation, cellular component: TIM23 mitochondrial import inner membrane translocase complex.
AUGGCCUACCGCCUCAUCACUCAAGUCGUUGUCGUCGGCACACGUGUGCUGGGGCGUGCCUUCGCCGAAGCGUACAGGCAAGCGUCGGCAGCGAGCCAGUACCAACGGGCGCAGGCCAAGCUGAAUGGUGGUGCCUCGGGCCGCGCAAGCGUGUCGACCGGCAUGACGUUGGACGAGGCAUGCAAGAUCUUGAAUGUCAAGCAGGCUGAGGCCGGCAAGUAUGAUAUGGAGGAAGUGGUCGAGCGCUUCAAGCGUUUGUUUGACGCCAACGAUCCGAAGAAGGGCGGUUCCUUCUACCUGCAGAGCAAGAUCCUCCGCGCCCGCGAGCGGAUAGAGGCUGAGAUGAAGCCAUAUCUCGAGCAGCAAAUGAUUGAGAAGGAAGUGAAGGAGGGGUUUAACCCGAAGCUUUAUAAGGAUAAAUAA